AUGUCUGCCUUUUCACAAGCAGAUUUUAACACUGACAGAUACAAUGCCUCCCGUCCCUCAUAUCCGGAUGAAUUCUAUUCCCAUUUAAACACAUACCAUCGAGGUUCCCGUAAUAAACUGGUCGAUGUCGGCUGUGGUCCUGGGAUAGCCACAUUCCAAAUGGUCACCAAAUUGGCACCAUUCCAACAAAUAAUCGGAACAGACCUCUCAGCUCAAAUGAUUGCAAGAGCCCAAACACGUCAGUCCUCGACGCAGGGAACGGGAUUCGAUAACGUUGCCUUCCUUGUAUCCGCCGCAGAUGACUUCAGCUACUUAAAAAGUCCCUGUAAUAUGAUCACUGCUGUAGAAUGCGCACAUUGGUUUGCGUUCGAUAAGUUCCAGGACCAAUGUUUUCAACAUUUGACACCUGGUGGGACCCUGGCCAUUUGGGGGUAUGCGGACUCAAUCUUUUUGGAUUAUCCUGAAUUUGAUCAAGCUAUCUUGGAUCAGGCAUAUGGGGAGGAUCAAUUAGGACCCUAUUGGGAACAACCUGGUAGGUCCAUUUUACAUAGCUCUUUGAAGGAUUUCCAUUUGAAAGAGGAAUGGUUUGGUGAUAUCGAGGAGAGUGUAUUAUCGGCGGUUAAUCUAAGGAAGGAAAAUUCAACAAGUUUGGAGGGAAAUCCCUUGGUAAUUUGCAAGGAGGUCUCAUUGGAGGAAUUUAAAGAAUACACCAAGACGUUUAGUGCCUAUCAUGCCUGGAAGCACGACGACAAGAACAAGGAUAAGCCGGAUGUUUGUGACGAGCUGAUUAAGUUGAUACUGGCAAAACACCCUGAGUUGACCCCUCAGUCCAGGGUCCGUGUGGCAUGGAAUACAUUCUAUAAACUAGGAAGACGGGUAUAG
Naumovozyma castellii is the source of this 882-nucleotide messenger RNA. It is a transcript of the gene TMT1, whose product is annotated as trans-aconitate 3-methyltransferase. NCBI's taxonomy places the organism in Eukaryota, Fungi, Ascomycota, Saccharomycetes, Saccharomycetales, Saccharomycetaceae. Bases 1 to 882 code for a protein of 293 amino acids. The record is from RefSeq and is a predicted model, not a curated record. The transcript has a single exon.